UCCUGGUUUUGCAUUUCUACCUCUUCUGAUGUUCGUCGAUGGUCACUAACUUAGUUGUUUAUUAGUUUGAGUCACCCUUGGCGUAGCCAUUUGACAUUCUGUGCACGUUCUAUAAAUUCUACCAUGAGGGCGUUGCUUCUUUGAUUGGUUUUGCUGUCUCUUGAUGUUUGGGGAAAUGGGUUCUGCUCUAGUUGGCGAACUCUUUGCGUAUAUCUUCAUUCCGGUGAUUGCGGUUAUCGGAAUUGUGUUUGCUCUGUACCAAUGGUUUCUGGUGUCCCGAAUCAGGCUUUCUCUGGACCGCCAACCAUCGGAAGGAGGGAUUGCAGAGGCGUUGUUGGGACACGAAGAGGAAGAGGGUGUCGAUGCCAGCGUGGUCGUGACUAAGUGCUGUGAGAUUCAGAAUGCCAUUUCCAUAGGAGCAACGUCCUUCUUGUUCACCCAAUACAAGUAUCUUGGUGUUUUCAUGGUUGUUUUUGGCGCAAUUAUAUUCUUGUUCCUCGGUUCAGUGAAAGGCUUUAGCACACAGCCAGAACCGUGUGCCUAUGAUGAACAGAAGCUGUGCAAACCUGCACUUGCAAAUGCUGUAUUCAGCACCAUUGCGUUCCUUCUCGGGGCCUUAACCUCUGUAUUUUCUGGUUUUCUUGGCAUGAAGAUUGCAACAUAUGCAAAUGCAAGGACUACACUAGAAGCAAGAAAGGGGGUUAACAGAGCUUUUGUUGUGGCCUUCAGGUCUGGUUCUGUCAUGGGUUUCCUGCUUGCUGCCAAUGGACUAUUGGUACUCUUUGUUGCAAUUUAUCUGUUUAAAUUGUACUACGGGGAUGACUGGGAGGGCCUUUAUGAAGCAAUUACUGGCUAUGGCCUUGGUGGUUCUUCAAUGGCCCUAUUUGGUAGAGUAGGUGGUGGGAUAUAUACUAAAGCUGCAGAUGUUGGUGCUGACCUUGUUGGCAAGGUGGAGAAAAAUAUUCCUGAAGAUGAUCCACGUAACCCAGCUGUUAUUGCAGAUAAUGUUGGUGACAAUGUUGGAGAUAUCGCAGGGAUGGGUUCAGAUCUGUUUGGCUCUUAUGCGGAAUCGUCUUGUGCUGCCCUUUUUGUUGCCUCAAUAUCAUCAUUUGGUGUUGACCAUGACUUCACUGCUAUGUCCUUUCCAUUGCUUGUCAGUUCUAUGGGUAUCCUGGUUUGCAUGAUCACCACAUUGCUUACCACACAGUUAUUUGAGAUAAAAACUGAAAAAGAAAUUGAACCUAUGUUGAAGCGUCAGCUUAUUAUAUCCACUGUGCUGAUGACUAUUGGCAUUGCCAUAGUUUGCCUUAUUGCUCUGCCAUCAACUUUUGAAUUAUUUGAUCUUGGUGCCAAAAAGACUGUGAAGAACUGGCAUCUGUUCUUUGCUGUUUCCAUUGGAUUAUGGAUGGGCUUAAUUAUCGGGUACAUAACAGAGUACUUCACAAGCAAUGCUUACAGGCCUGUCCGUGAUGUGGCUGAUUCAUGCCGAACAGGAGCAGCAACAAAUGUAAUUUUUGGGCUGGCUCUUGGUUACAAAUCAGUAAUCAUUCCAAUUUUUGCAAUUGCAGUUGCAAUUUAUGUUAGUUUCACUUUGGCUGCAAUGUAUGGAGUUGCCAUGGCUGCUCUAGGGAUGCUCAGCACAAUUGCUAUUGGGCUCACAAUCGAUGCAUAUGGUCCAAUAAGUGACAAUGCUGGUGGGAUAGCAGAAAUGGCUGGAAUGAGCCGAGAAAUCCGCCGUCGUACUGAUGCACUUGAUGCAGCUGGUAAUACAACUGCUGCCAUUGGGAAGGGUUUUGCUAUUGGAUCAGCUGCCCUUGUAUCCCUUGCUCUAUUUGGAGCUUUUGUGAGCCGAGCUAGCCUGAAAACAGUUGAUCUGCUGUCUGCUAAGGUUUUCAUUGGUUUAAUUGUGGGUGCUAUGCUUCCUUACUGGUUCUCAUCCAUGACGAUGAAGAGUGUUGGGAGUGCUGCUUUAAAAAUGGUUGAAGAAGUUCGCCGACAAUUUAACACCACUCCAGGACUAAUGGAAGGCCAUGUAAAGCCUGAUUAUGCGAACUGUGUGAGAAUUUCCACUGAUGCUUCACUUAGAGAAAUGAUACCACCAGGUGCACUGGUUUUGCUAUCACCAUUGAUUGCUGGCACUUUCUUUGGAGUUGAAACUCUGUCGGGCCUUUUGGCUGGUGCCCUUGUUUCUGGUGUGCAGGUUGCAAUAUCAGCUUCUAACACAGGCGGUGCCUGGGAUAAUGCCAAGAAAUAUAUAGAGGCUGGUUCAACUGAUCAUGCUAGAGCUUUGGGCCCAAAGGGGUCUGACGCACACAAAGCAGCAGUGAUUGGUGACACGGUUGGUGAUCCACUCAAGGAUACUUCUGGUCCUUCUCUAAACAUCUUGAUCAAGCUCAUGGCAGUUGAAUCAUUGGUGUUUGCACCAUUCUUUGCUGCACAUGGAGGAUUGCUCUUUAAAUAUCUUUAGAUUUUGUCUCUGCACCUUUUUGUUGUGCCCAAUAAGAGUCCUGUGUUUGUAAUUUUUUUUUGGUUGGGUAGAAGAAGAGUGAUUUUUUUGUCGUUUGUGUUGGUUAGAAGGCCUGCAUUAUCAUUGUCCUUAGAGUCCUGUACCUUUUAAUGUAUCUACUGAUAAAAAAGUAACGGAGUUAUGCGGCAUUGCCAUGUGUUGAUAAGUGCAAGUGUUCUUCCAUUUGAGAAACAUUGUAUU
Nymphaea colorata (pocket water lily) is the source of this 2707-nucleotide messenger RNA. RefSeq names its product pyrophosphate-energized vacuolar membrane proton pump-like. NCBI's taxonomy places the organism in Eukaryota, Viridiplantae, Streptophyta, Magnoliopsida, Nymphaeales, Nymphaeaceae. Gene Ontology annotation, cellular component: membrane. The record is from RefSeq and is a predicted model, not a curated record. The transcript is spliced from 8 exons. Bases 164 to 2467 code for a protein of 767 amino acids. Gene Ontology annotation, molecular function: inorganic diphosphate phosphatase activity; diphosphate hydrolysis-driven proton transmembrane transporter activity. Gene Ontology annotation, biological process: proton transmembrane transport.